Mobula hypostoma (lesser devil ray) is the source of this 2406-nucleotide messenger RNA. It is a transcript of the gene dennd6b, whose product is annotated as DENN/MADD domain containing 6B. Gene Ontology annotation, cellular component: recycling endosome. The record is from RefSeq and is a predicted model, not a curated record. The transcript has 20 exons. Gene Ontology annotation, molecular function: guanyl-nucleotide exchange factor activity. The coding region runs from base 51 to 1871 and encodes 606 amino acids. Lineage: Eukaryota; Metazoa; Chordata; Chondrichthyes; Myliobatiformes; Myliobatidae.
GGCUCCCCGAUAGCGAGUGCGCAGGCGUGAGCUGGCUGCUCAGUUGGAGGAUGUGCGCAUGCGGCGAUGCACGAGCUGUCCGGAAUGAUGCGCCAUCAAGGUUGAGUGCGCAUGUGUGCGAGCUGGAGCGCGGCGCGGUUGUCAUGGAGCUUUUGGAGCCGGAGAGUCGGUCUCGGAGAGUGAAGCAUUACCCAGCCUCCGGCUCCUCUCUUCCUUGGGAUAGGUUCUCUGCCUGGCUCGAGUGCAUCUGUGUGGUCACUUUUGACUUGGAGCUCGGUCAAGCCAUCGAGCUUGUAUAUCCCCAUGAUGUGCGGCUCACAGAGAAAGAGAAAACCAGCAUCUGCUACCUCUCUUUUCCAGAUUCCUACUCUGGUUGUCUUGGAGACACACAGUUCAGCUUUCGAAUCCGACAGUCAGUGGGACACAAACUGUCUGCGAUUGGAGAUGAAGAGAAGUACAACCGAGAUGCCCCAGUUGUUCUUCAGUGGGAUCGAGCACAUUACUAUGGAUUUGUCUACUUCCGACAAGUCAAGGAUAGUACAAUAAAACGGGGAUAUUUUCAAAAGUCAUUGGUUCUUAUUUCUCGACUUCCUUUUGUGAAUCUCUUCCGCUCUCUCCUACAACUUGUUGCACCUGAAUACUUUGAAAAGCUGGAGCCUUGUCUUGAGGCAGUUUGCAAUGAGGUAGACCAAUGGCCAGCACCAGUCCCUGGAAAAACACUUAGCCUUCCUGUCAUGGGAGUGGUCAUUCAGGUAAGGAUACCAUCUAAGAAUGACAAGAUUGGAACAAGUCCUCUCAAGCAAUCUAACCAAGAGAAUCUGCUCCCAGCACCAAUGGUUAUUCCUACUGUAAAUGAGCUGGAUCUCUUCAGAUGUUUCCAACAAAUCCUGAUUCACAUCCAAAUGGUUUGGGAGCUAAUGUUGCUUGGAGAACCAGUAAUUGUUAUGGCAACCUCUCCCACAGUUUCUUCAGAUACUGUGCUGGCACUCAUAAGUUGCAUUGCACCCCUGAAAUACUGCUGUGACUAUCGGCCAUACUUUACCAUCCAUGAUAAUGAAUUUAAGGAGUAUACAACGCGGACACAGGCACCGCCAAAUGUUGCUUUAGGAGUGACCAAUCCUUUUUUCAUCAAAACAUUCCAGCACUGGCCGCAUAUUAUUCGUCUUGGAGAAAUCAAAAUGUCAGGUGAUUUACCAAAACAAAUAAAAGUGAAGAAAUUGACAAAGAUUAGGACUCCCGACACAAAACCAGGUAUCUAUACGUCUUACAGAACUUUUCUGCACAAGGACAAGGCAUUUAUUAAACGACUUUUAAAGGGCAUUCAAAGAAAGCGUCCGUCAGAAGUACAGAGUGCCAUUGUACGUCGCCACUUAUUGGAGCUUACACAGAGUUUCAUUAUUCCCCUGGAGAGAUAUGUUGCCAGUCUGAUGCCCCUUCAGAGAACUAUCACUGCAUGGAAGAAUCCACCACAGAUUCGGCCCUUUAUCCAAGAGGAAUUCAUGAAGACUUUGGAGCAUACAGGUCCACAACUGACAUCUGUGCUGAAAGGAGAUUGGGUGGGAUUAUACAGACGAUUUAUUAAAUCACCUAACUUUGAUGGCUGGUUUCGUAUGAGACACCAAGAGAUGUGCAAGAAGCUGGAGAUUCUUCACCUGGAGGUGUUAUGUCAGGCAGAUCUACUCAUGUGGAUUCGGGAAAAGUCUGAAGUGGAAAUAGUGGACCUGGUUAUAAAACUACGUGAAAAACUGAUAAAAGCAAGAGUCUAUCAGCUGCCAGUCAGAGAAGAUUUGUUGGAGAAGCUGGAGUUGUAUGUGGAAACUGUAAUUAGCUCCUUACCUGAUGAUCUACAGGUAGUCCUGCAUCGACAUUGAUUGGAACAAGCAAGUGAUCUAUAGCUCAGCCUUUUAGAGAAGUCACAUCAGAUCCACCUGCUUUCCACAUCCUGAAUCAUCCAUUGUCAAAAGACACCAAGUGAUGCCACUGAAUAUUAACAGAAGUUUCCACACAACAGCCAGAUUUAACCAAAUGAUGAACUAAGAUGCCUGUGAUAUGGAUUGGUUUCCAUAACACAUUUAUUACUGUCAUUUUUAAUUAAAAAGAUGCCACCUGAUUAAAGUAGACUGUUUUAAACCCAUCGUGGUGUUGUUUGUUUGUAAAAUCUUACAAUCGAUCAGUAAAUGUAUGAAUGUAAUUUGCACAGCAAGAUUGUUCGCCGAUUUUUGUCUUGUGAUCUAAUCUGUUGGAUGAUGAGAUUGCAGAACUGGCCAAUGAAGCUCUUUCUCCUUAACUUGAUGGAGUUGGUGUAGUUUGACAUUAACUCUACAAGGCUGGUAGAAUAGUUUUCCAAUUGGUACUGAUACAUACUUCAACAUAAAUUGGAAGAAAAGCUUGGAGUAAUCACCAAAA